Messenger RNA from Nicrophorus vespilloides, 700 nucleotides. Its product is annotated as protein FAM210B-like. Bases 99 to 656 code for a protein of 185 amino acids. The record is from RefSeq and is a predicted model, not a curated record. Gene Ontology annotation, cellular component: mitochondrion. The transcript has 4 exons. Lineage: Eukaryota; Metazoa; Arthropoda; Insecta; Coleoptera; Silphidae.
UGUCAGAAGUAUGUAACCUGUAGAUAACGUCAUGUAAACAAACAUAGUGAGCGCUAUAUAUAUUAUAUGUAAGUGCAUUUAUUAAUUUUUAAGUUGCAAUGGCAAUUGUUUUAUUUGCCAGGGGUCGUAGCUUGCUCCGUUUAUAUCCUAAUUGUUAUCAAAGCUCUUCUGCAGUGUCAUUUAUUGUUGCAGCAAAUAACAUUAAAUGCAUACCAAGUUAUAUUCAGAGAUGUCAAAGUGCAGCAUCAGUCAAGAAUACAGUCUUGGCUGUGUACAAUGGGAGAGUUGAUUUGAGAUGUUUCAAGAGCUCCAAAUGUGGGGAAGAGGUUACAAUGAAAAGCAGGUUGAAGAAGGCUGUCGCCGAGUAUGGGACGACGGUGAUGGUGUUCCACAUAACGAUAUCGCUGAUAUCGUUGGGCCUCUGCUACUCGCUUAUUUCCAACGGUAUCGAUUUGGAGAAGUUCGUGGAGAAGCUGGGUUUCGCCGAAACGAAGAUGACGUCCAAUGCGGGAGUUUUCCUCACCGCUUACGCCAUCCACAAGCUAUUCGCACCAGUGAGGAUCGCAAUUACUUUGGGGGCGACACCGGUCAUUGUUCGCUAUCUGAGGCACAAGGGCAUCCUGAAGAAACCCUUAAAGAUAACCAAAAAGAAAUAAGUUUUAUUAAUAAUAAACAAACGAAGACAUAGCAUUAUCGUCAA